Messenger RNA from Lodderomyces jiufengensis, 1122 nucleotides. It is a transcript of the gene IPK2, whose product is annotated as inositol polyphosphate multikinase. Gene Ontology annotation, molecular function: inositol-1,4,5,6-tetrakisphosphate 3-kinase activity; inositol hexakisphosphate kinase activity. The coding region runs from base 1 to 1122 and encodes 373 amino acids. The record is from RefSeq and is a predicted model, not a curated record. Gene Ontology annotation, cellular component: cytoplasm; nucleus. Gene Ontology annotation, biological process: phosphatidylinositol phosphate biosynthetic process; inositol phosphate biosynthetic process. Lineage: Eukaryota; Fungi; Ascomycota; Pichiomycetes; Serinales; Debaryomycetaceae. The transcript has a single exon.
AUGCCAUUUAACAACAAAACUAAAUUUGAACCAUCAAAACAUCAAGCAGCAGGUCAUGAUGGCUGUUUAAUAUCAGAUUCAAUUUUUGUAAAACCAACAAUAAAGCAAGAACUAGAGUUUUAUUCAUACAUCAAUACAAUAGAUCAAUCAAGAGAAUCAAAUUCAAUUGAAAAUGAUGAUAUUUAUUUAGGUUCUUUAUUAAGUCAUUGGAUGCCUAAAUUUUAUGGGAAUUUAAAAGAAGGUACUAUAAAUGAAACCAAAGAGUCAAACAAAUUAGAUUUAAAUCUAGAUGAUAAUUCAUCAAUAUCACUAACUCAAAAUUCCAAAAAUGUUAAAGAUUAUAUAGUAUUACAAAAUUUAUAUCAUAAUUUUAAAAAACCAAAUAUAAUGGAUAUAAAACUUGGUUCAAAAUUAACUGAUGAUUCUAAAACCACUGAAGAAAAAAUUAAAAGAUUAAAUAAAGUAAGUUGUGAAACUACUAGUGGAUCACAUCUGUUUAGAAUUUGUGGGAUGAAAGUUUUUAAUAAUCAAAAAAUUUUACCUGAUGAAUUAUUUGAAGGUAUGAAUGAUACAAUUUUGGAUGAUAAGGAUGAUUAUUUUCAAUUCAAUAAGUUCUUUGGAAGAUCUUUCGAUUCAAAUAAUAUAAAACAAGGCAUUGAGUUAUUUUUCAAAUUAUCAAUGUUAUCUCCAAUACAAAUUUCACAUUUGAUUGAUAUAUUUUUGAAGAGAUUACAAUUGAUAUACAAUUGUUUGUUGGAUUAUGAGGUAAGGAUGUUUUCAGCCAGUUUAUUAUUCAUAUAUGAAGGUGAUCCAAAAGUGUGGAAUGAAAUUAAUAGUGAAGAUUUUGAAGAUGUUGAUCCAUUAAUUAAGGAACCGGAAAUAAGUGAUGAUGAAGAAUCAGAAGAAAUUGACGAUAAUGACAAAGCCAUUUUGAAUGAUUACAAGGUUGUUAAAAAUUUAAUUGAUAAAAGUCCAGCAAAUUCAUCUCCACCAUUAAGUAGUUUAAAUUUAAUUGAUUUUGCUCAUUCUAAACCAACUCCAAAUGAAGGGUAUGAUGAAAACGUAAUAAGAGGAAUUGAAAACUUAAUAAAGAUAUUUACGGAAUUACAAGAAAAGAUAUAG